AUGGUGAGCUUUAAAGUAGUUUUUGCUCUGCUGGUUACAAUGGCAGCAGGAGUUUCAAUUGGAUUAAUGUUAGCAAUUGUUGGAUGUGCUGUUACGUGGGGAACUCCUCAUCCCGAAAAUUGGUUUGCACUCAUCACGCUGCUCUGUUAUGUGAUGGCUCCAUUUCCCGAUAUUAUUGCAAGAGCCUUUUCAUCACGAGUGGAGAAAGAAGAUGAAGAUGAUGCCACCGUUUGGGAACAUUUUGGAGCCUUCUUAUCUGCUUUCAUCGGUACCAUUGGAUUAGGAUUAUUAUUUGUGUUGGCUCAUACUGGAAUUAUUCAAUGGGAAACAUUUGCUUUUGAGAUUAGUGGUGGAAUAGUCAUUCUUUUGACCAUGGUUGCCUCUUUCAUUGUCUUUAAGGUUGCUAAACGUAGAGAAGAAGCCUCCGAUAGUUAUUAUUGA
Molecule: messenger RNA, 441 nt
Organism: Naegleria lovaniensis
Lineage: Eukaryota; Heterolobosea; Eutetramitea; Acrasida; Naegleriidae
Exons: 1
Coding region: 1-441 (146 amino acids)
Biological process (GO): late endosome to vacuole transport via multivesicular body sorting pathway
Cellular component (GO): endosome
Source: RefSeq, a predicted model, not a curated record